This is a messenger RNA of Electrophorus electricus (electric eel), 1120 nucleotides long. RefSeq names its product testis expressed 26 (gene tex26). Lineage: Eukaryota; Metazoa; Chordata; Actinopteri; Gymnotiformes; Gymnotidae. The record is from RefSeq and is a predicted model, not a curated record. Gene Ontology annotation, cellular component: cytoplasm.
UCAAACGUCACAAUAAAACUGCGUCAUAAUUUAUACGUUCCCUGGCAAUUAAGUUGGCUAGAGAGGGCGUUUGGGGAGAAUGACGGCGAGCAAAACUUGCCGGUUUUACUAGAGGUAUUUUAUAAAUUGACUGGUACAAGAGGACCGGAGUACUAAGACCAAGACAUGAACGUGACAAGCUGUGAUGUGAAAAAAUGGGACCCCUAUGAGACCUCUCAGAAAAGAGACUAUGUGUAUAGACCCAACUCAUCGAUACCAGUUUUACGACCUCUGACAUCUAAGGCGUAUGGAAAUUCAUACGCUGUGGCUGAUCCCGUGGGUGUAAGUGCAUAUAGUGAGGACUUUUGCUGGAAGCCACCAUCUAAACCUGCCUGCAUUCGCACUGGAUCUGCCUCUGGCAACCCAAGAAACAACCCACAUCCAAGCCAGGCUUUUAUGCUAUGGAGAUGUCAACCUGGUCUGAGUUCUUGUAAAAACCCUCCAUCGGAGGAGGAGGUUCGAAAAACGCUGUCAGCUCAGUACAAAUCCACAUACAGGACCGACUUUCUGGGCAUACCUCAAGGGAUUGUGAUGAACCGUACAAUCCUCGAUCCUCUUAAGAUACGACCUGAUGUCCCUCAGUGCACCCAAACUGAGAUGAGGUCCAACUACUGCAAACCCAUUCAGAAAACAGAAUUUCAGGGGAAUAUUUCUCGCUACGGGUGUAAUGUCCUGCAUGGGAUUGCACCAAAGGGUAUAGUUCCCACAGUUGUUCAGAAACACAUCACUACCCAGGAGAGCAGGAAGCAGAUGACCACCUACAGCAGACAUUUUGGAGGUCAGGUCACUGACCUCUCAUCACUGCUCCGCUCCCUCAAGCCUGAAGAAGUCCAGAACUUCUACAAGCACUUACCUGAAAAGGAAAAGAUGGUGGUGCAGAUGUUCUUGCAGAGAUCCCCUGCUCCCACUAGUAAUAGAACGAGUGUGAAGGACCCAGUGGUGCUCUUACCUGCUUCCCCAUUACUGGACAGGGUGUCGGUCUGGCCUGGGCCUCUGUGAAUGUAACAUUCGUGAAUGUGUCAUAAAUGAAUAAACAGGUUCCUAAAGCAAUAAACUUUGUUGUUUAGGUGGAUAUUCAUAC